This is a messenger RNA of Nannospalax galili (Upper Galilee mountains blind mole rat), 3119 nucleotides long. RefSeq names its product carbohydrate sulfotransferase 10 (gene Chst10). Bases 512 to 1582 code for a protein of 356 amino acids. The transcript is spliced from 7 exons. Gene Ontology annotation, biological process: proteoglycan biosynthetic process; carbohydrate biosynthetic process. Gene Ontology annotation, cellular component: membrane. NCBI's taxonomy places the organism in Eukaryota, Metazoa, Chordata, Mammalia, Rodentia, Spalacidae. The record is from RefSeq and is a predicted model, not a curated record. Gene Ontology annotation, molecular function: sulfotransferase activity.
UUGGCGAGGACGCGCGCGGGCAGCAACGCGCCGAGCCAGGCUGGUGCUCGCGGGCCGCGGUGGGCGGUGGCGGCCUCGCCCCCCCUAGAGCCGGCGUGCGCUCCGCUUCCUCCUUCCGGCGCCGGGACCGCCACCUCCCUGCGUCCCGCGGGCCGCCGGAGGCCUGGGGCGUGGCGGCCACCCGCGCUGCGGGGACGCCUGGACCGCUCCGGCUGCGCCCGCAGGCCCCGCGAGGCCCGAGCAGAGCGUGUGGGGCGGCGGAGGAGCUCGGCUGCACGGAGGGUGAGCUUGGGGCUCCGCUGGGUCUCUGCGCCGCGGGCCCCCACCCCCACCCACCGGACGGAAGGGUCAGCGGACGGGCUUUCGUGAGCCAGCGACCUCAAGUAACAAGAGAAAUCAUGAACCUCAAGCAGGGGAAAUACAGCAUGGAAAUGUGAUCUCCCAGGCCUCAGAUGGUGAUGGAAAAUGUGAGCUCACCAGGAAGGAUCUUGAAUGGCUCCUGUUUGACAACAUGCACCACCAGUGGCUUCUGUUGGCCGCAUGCUUUUGGGUGAUUUUCAUGUUCAUGGUGGCUAGCAAGUUCAUCACAUUGACCUUUAAAGACCCGGAUGGGUACAAUGCCAAGCAAGAGUUUCUGUUCCUGACGACCAUGCCGGAAACAGGGAAGUUAAGAGAGGAGAAGCAUUUUCCUGAGGACAUGAAGCCAACUGGGAAGAUGCUUUCAGACAGACAGCCCGAUCAGCCCCUGGUCUAUCUGGAGCGCCUGGAGCUCAUCAGAAAUGCCUGCAGGGAUGAGGCUCUGAGGAAUCUCUCCCACACUGAGGUCUCUAAGUUUGUCCUGGACCGAAUAUUUGUCUGCGACAAGCACAAAAUCCUUUUUUGUCAGACUCCCAAAGUGGGCAACACCCAGUGGAAGAAAGUGCUGAUCGUCCUAAAUGGAGCAUUUUCUUCCAUUGAAGAGAUUCCUGAAAAUGUGGUCCAUGACCAUGAAAAGAACGGCCUCCCACGUCUCUCUUCCUUCAGCAAAGCAGGAAUUCAGAAGCGAUUGAAAACAUUCUUCAAGUUUUUUAUUGUAAGAGAUCCCUUUGAAAGACUGAUUUCUGCCUUUAAGGACAAGUUUGUUCACAAUCCUCGGUUUGAACCUUGGUAUAGGCAUGAGAUUGCCCCUGGCAUCAUUAGGAAAUACAGGAAAAACCGGACGGAGACCAGGGGGAUCCAGUUUGAAGAUUUUGUGCGCUACCUGGGCGAUCCAAACCGCAGAUGGUUAGACCUUCAGUUUGGAGAUCAUAUCAUUCACUGGGUGACUUAUGUAGAACUCUGUGCUCCCUGUGAGAUAAAGUACAGUGUGAUUGGACACCACGAGACCCUGGAGGAAGAUGCCCCAUACAUUCUGAAAGAAGCUGGCAUAGACCAUCUGGUGUCAUACCCCACCAUUCCUCCAGGCAUUACCAUAUACAACAGAACUAAGGUGGAACAUUACUUCCUGGGCAUCAGCAAACGAGACAUCCGGCGCCUCUAUGCACGUUUUGAAGGGGACUUUAAGCUCUUUGGGUAUCAGAAACCAGAUUUUUUACUAAACUAAUGCAUAGGACCUGUGAAUCCAGUUAUUGCUAGAUCGGAGGCUAAUUAGAUGGAGGUCUGAGUAUAGAAAUGACACUUCCUCCAUCAUACCCAGUGGUCCUGUGAAUAGAUGAUGCUGGACCUGACUGUCUGCUUAGCCCACCUACCCCAUCUGUGUCAUUAGGAGGUCACUAGCCACCAUUCCCGUCCUAGGAAAGGUGAACAGAGCCAGAGGAAGCAUGGCACAGUGUUAGAGUUCUUCCCUCACAUGUCAGAAUGGCAGUGGCACUAGAAGCUAACUUGGUUGAUGGGUGGCCCAUGGAUUGUAGAACAGCACCCAGCACUUUCAGGAGGGAUGGAGAAGCUCAAGAGCUGGAAGAGUUGCUGGGCCCUUGCAGGGCCAAAUCUGAGUAAGAAUGACACCUCAUGACAGUGACACCUCAGUACCUCUCUUUCACCUUGAAGCUGCUGUGACCACAGAGAGAGAAUAUACUUUCCUGGAGCUUUGAGCCCCUGUGACAUUUGGUGGCAACCACAAAGCAGUCUGCCCUUUCAGAACCUUUGUAAUGGUAGCCCGUGUUUCAGGACCUCUGACUCAAAAAGCACCUGCUUCGUUCAACAGAGAGGUUCAUUUUAGGAAAGUGAGAGGCUGGAUGGGUUCUUUCUACAUAAGAAAAGGAACACUUUGGGGGCUUUCAAAGGAAUGUGGUACAGAGAAGAGCCUGGCUGCUGUGGACCUGGGUAUUCCCUGUCCUGAGUCCUGCUUUUUACCUUGGACUGCCCCCAUUGGGUUGAGCAGAAAGAGGCUUUUCCACCUAUCUCCUCCCUGACACUCACUCUCCUUAGAGGAGAGAAAAGACAAAGUGUUUUCAGUCCAUGGACUAACCCAGGGAAAUGAAACACAGGCAGAAGACAAGUGCCACACCAUGCCAGCAUUACAGAAUCCUGGGCUGUUUACACAUUGCCAUGUCUGUUCAUCUCAGCAGACUAGAUUCUCCAGACCCAGUUCUGAUAGUGCCACCAUUCCAGACUGAAAGAGUCAGAUAAACAGGUUCACCAGCAAUAAAAUCCUGGGUGAGGCAGCCUCCAGUACUGCAUCUUCCAGGCAGCAAGGCCAGCCACAGCAAGGAGCAAGCCACAGCAGCCACCUGGGCUGCCAGCCAGCAGCAAACAGCUGUUGAAGAUGAGGGAUGGUUUCCCUGAGUGAGUCCCUGGCAUGCGCAUCUGCCCAGGGUUUGGAGGAGUGUGCUCAGAUUUCCUUAAAAAUGGCCACACACUCCUUUUCUCCAAAAGGUUUCCUGAGUUUGUAAAUGUGAAAGUAAAAUAAAAUUUAAAACGUGCCAAACCAAUACGUGUAGCAGUUCCAGGGGAGGGGACUCCAGGGCCACAUGUGACUCUUGAGGCUCCAGGGCCAGGGACGGGGGCCAUGGACCAAAGUGAGGCUCAGCCCUUUCUCCUCAGUUGACAUACCAAGGACUGAACCUUGGUUAUUUUCUAUAAAAUUUUAGCAAAUCCUUGUUAAAAAUCACUUCAGACCCUAAUGAGUGGACCGAUUACCU